This is a messenger RNA of Pteropus alecto (black flying fox), 1438 nucleotides long. It is a transcript of the gene CHCHD4, whose product is annotated as coiled-coil-helix-coiled-coil-helix domain containing 4. Gene Ontology annotation, molecular function: protein-disulfide reductase activity. The coding region runs from base 175 to 600 and encodes 141 amino acids. The transcript is spliced from 3 exons. Gene Ontology annotation, biological process: protein import into mitochondrial intermembrane space. The record is from RefSeq and is a predicted model, not a curated record. NCBI's taxonomy places the organism in Eukaryota, Metazoa, Chordata, Mammalia, Chiroptera, Pteropodidae. Gene Ontology annotation, cellular component: mitochondrial intermembrane space.
AACGGGCUGGGGCUGGGAAGGCACCUAGGCAGGCGCGCGGCGGGCAGGCCUGGAGGGGGCGGGUCCGCGCGGGCCUCGGAGCCGCCCGCCCUACCUGAGGAGAGGUCACGGCCUGAAGACGCCGCCGCCACUGCUGCCUCUACUCUUGCGAAGUCUUAGCGCUGGGUUGCAGCCAUGGCCUACUGCCGGCAGGAAGGGAAGGAUCGAAUCAUAUUUGUGACCAAAGAAGACCAUGAAACUCCAAGCAGUGCAGAGCUAGUGGCUGACGACCCCAAUGAUCCAUACGAGGAACAUGGAUUGAUCUUGCCAAAUGGAGACAUUAACUGGAACUGCCCGUGCCUUGGGGGAAUGGCCAGUGGCCCCUGUGGGGAACAGUUCAAGUCAGCCUUUUCCUGCUUCCACUAUAGCACGGAGGAUGUCAAGGGAUCGGACUGGGUAGACCAGUUCCGGGCCAUGCAGGACUGCAUGCAGAAGUACCCAGACCUUUAUCCCCAAGAUGAGGAAGAGGAGGAGGAGGAGGAGAAGAAGCCAGCAGAACGUUUAGAGGAGGUAGCUCCCACUAAGGCUACUGCAACCAAAGAAGAGGAGGGGUCAAGCUAAUGAAGGCCGUGUGGCACUGGGCUUCAGGCCUUCCACCUCAGAGUGAUAUGAACCUUUUGCAAAUGCCUUUCCGUCACUCUCUAAGAAAGUGUCUUUCCCUCUAUUGUUCUGUGCACUGUAAUGUACAAAAUAACUUAUUUUGAUGAUCAGGGGUCUUGGCCUCUUGACAUGUACACUGAAAAAAAUGGGGUUGUUUGUAUGUGUGUCUCACAAAAGCUAUCAGUGAAUGUAGCUGCUGCUUUUGAAUUCUCUUCUCAGAUUACCCUGAAUUUUGCCACUUUGAAAUAAUGUGCUGAAUAUUCUCAGCAACGAAAAAUCUAUCUAGGAGUAUCUCUUGUGUGUGAGCUGAUUUAUUCUGAUUCAUUAUCUCCCUUUUAGGAGAUUUUAGACCUAGUUCAAGAAAUGAGAUAGAAACAAAAACAUCUUCCUUUAAAAAUGCUGGAGUGGAGCCAUUCCUAAUACAAGAGGCCAGGUGAUCAGAUACUUAUUUCUCAAAAACCAUCUUGACCUUGAGUAUAUGAGAAAGCACUAUACUUCAUUUUCUGAUACAUUUUGGUUUCCGUUUUUACAUUGAGCUCCAGGUUUUCUUUUUGAAAAAUGGAGCUUUCGACCCUCUGACUCACUGUCCCUUUCUAAGUGAAGAAAAAGGCUGGUUUUUGUUGUUCUUAUUAUUCCAGAAGCCCUGAUUCAGGGCCUGUGUUCCCAGUGGAUCAGUCUCAGCCUGUUCAGAUGCAAUGUUCUUGAGAGGUGGGGACCUAAUUGUUACCAAAGUAGCAGCCAAGAGAGGAAACUGUGAAUUAAGUGGUCAAAUUAAAAGGAAAACAUGAUUUUUACCUGA